Messenger RNA from Penicillium waksmanii, 2520 nucleotides. RefSeq names its product transcription factor domain-containing protein. Gene Ontology annotation, molecular function: DNA binding; DNA-binding transcription factor activity, RNA polymerase II-specific; zinc ion binding. Gene Ontology annotation, biological process: DNA-templated transcription; regulation of DNA-templated transcription. Bases 1 to 2520 code for a protein of 839 amino acids. The transcript is spliced from 2 exons. The record is from RefSeq and is a predicted model, not a curated record. NCBI's taxonomy places the organism in Eukaryota, Fungi, Ascomycota, Eurotiomycetes, Eurotiales, Aspergillaceae.
AUGCAGCCCUCACCAUUCCGUCCACCUAUGAUGGGUAGCUCGAGUAAUUCGCUCGAGCUGCCCCCAGUCCAGGCUGUGACGUCGGGCGCAUUCCCAUCAACACCGGGGAUGCUCUCCGCUCCACCCAGUAGACCGGGUAGUGGAAUGCAAAUGGCUCAUCUGCUGCAGCCCAUGCCUCAGGGCCCUCCACCGCAUCAGCAGUUGACAAGCGUCCCAGUGCCGGGUCCGGGACCUAUGUCCGGUCCAAUUCCGGGCCCUUCAACAUCCCCGUAUUCCCGAUUCUACGAGUCGGGGUCGGGGUCCCCAGCAGAGAGUGGUGGUAUGUCCGAUGUACCUUCUAUGGGGCCGCUUCCAGGGGGCCUCUUCCAGACGAGCCCGAUCGGGCAUCAUUCGCAGGCGCAGCAGAAGCGAGCCUAUCGUCAACGAAGGAAAGACCCGAGCUGUGAUGCAUGUCGCGAACGCAAAGUUAAAUGCGAUGCAUCGGACUCGACUAGUUGUACUGAAUGUCUGAAUCGCAAAGUACGCUGCCAGUUUACUAAAGAUACCAACCGCCGCAUGUCGACUAUCAAACAGGUGCAGGAUCUGGAGAAGACAGUGGCGCAGCAGAAGAACCUAUUGGAUCGGUACAAGUCAGAGCGCAUGCGUCCUGAGCAUAGCACGACCGAGGUCGAUGAAGCUAUCGUGCAGCCGGUCAUCAGUCUUCCAGAGAUCGACUAUAAACCAGCACGUAGGCCGAGACAACCCAUCUCCCAGGACCUAUCUGGAGUACGAUCGAAUCUUCGAAAGCAUGGACAAGGCAUUUUGAAGGAGCCCACGCCAUACCAGCAACAGAGAUCCCAGUCAGUUGUUGGCAAUGAUGCCCCGAGCCUACCGCCGAAAGAUCUCGCCGACCACCUAUUAGCCCAGUACUUCAACUGUCUUCAUUCAAUAUUACCCGUCUUACAUUGGCCCUCCUUCACGGCAGAUUAUGAAAAGGUCUAUCGCGCGGGUACGCUAGUCGGAGUUUCUAGCGAAUGGGCUGCAGUACUAUUCGGUGUUUUUGCGUGCGGCGCUAUCCAUACCGUUGAAUCGAACCGCGAAAAGGAAGGAAAAGAAUACUUGCGAAUUUCGUGCGGUAUAAUCGAUGUCUGGCAGGACAGCUUCAACCUCGACCGAGCGCGGGCCGCUUUGUUGGCCAGCAUCUUUCUCUACGAGAUCAACUCCAAAUCGGCGAGUUGGGUAUGGAUAGGCUCUGCGGUGCGCGUCGCCCAAGAAAUUGGACUGCAUAUUGAAUCUGGCCCUUGGACUGCUGUUGAAAGCGAGAUGCGGAAACGGCUAUGGUGGGGAUUAUACACCUGGGAUAGAUUACUUGCUCUUGAAAUGGGUAAGCCCGUUUUGAUCAAUGACCAGGACUGUGAUAUCGAUCUUCCUUGUCCUGUGGAUGAUCGAUACAUCACAGAAUCGGCUGCGAUCCCCGAUGGCCAUCAGACAAUCCCACUGCUCGCCACAAUACACGUUGUUCGAUCCCUCGGCCAACUCACUAGAACUUUACGCUGGUCAACUCUUAGCUCUGCGACUCUUGAGACAUUCGAGCGACACUUUAGCACAUGCCUCGCCACCUUCCCUCCCUACCUCCAGCCGAACAACGACCAAGACCUCGACCCUCGAUCUCUAGCGCCCUCCAUCUACCUUCAAAACGCAAGCCUACUCCUCUACCGUCAUAAUAUCUCACCUUACUGCCAACCCUCCGUCCGCGAAUUGGCAAUGGUUCGCUGCGUUUCAAUAGCCAUUGACACUGCCAACAUAAUUUCUCGUUGCAUGCGAUCUCAUGCUGGCGCAGACUGGCGAACCCUAUUUGCUUCUGCCGCAGGAACUCUUCUCUGUACUCACAUCUGGCGAUGCUCUCUUUUCCUUCUUUUCCAGCAGGAAUUCGGACCCGCACUUGCUUGUGUCCAAGCUAUGGCUGCUGUUGGCGACGACCGCGCUAUCAAUGCUUCAUGUGGACGCUAUCUAGCAUUUUUCCUCCAGCUUCUGCUUGACCGUCUCCAACGGGGUGAUACUCUCGAGGAAGAUGAAGAAAUGGUCGCCUAUGUUUCGGGUGAUAUGCAAGGUACUAGUGAUGGCAGCUGGGUCUGGCAGGGAAGCGAGACUGGCUCACAGCUCGAAGCUAUGUCUUCGAAACCAAACGCCCAUUCUCCCCCGGGGCCUGAAAAGGAGUGGCCGGGCUGGGAAUGGAUAGAACAAACAGUUCAGUAUUUGUCGACUGAAAAGCAACGGCAAUUGCAGAUCCAGCGUGAGCACCAGCAACGAGCUGAACAGCAGCGACAACAAGAGCAGCUGCAGCAAUCACAGCAGGAAAUACAGAUCCGACCCAGUCAUCUACAACAGCAUCUACCGCAGCAGAUGGAAACUGACAGUCGGGAUGUCAACAUGGAACCCAGACAGGAUGUCUCGAUGCUUCAGCCCGAACCUUUAGCCUCAAGUGAGGACAGACGGCCCAGCUCGACGCAAUCUCGCAUGACUAUUGCCAGUAUUAUCUAG